AUGGCAGAUGUAUCUACAACGACAUGUCAGCCAACCUUUUCUAGGGAGCAAUUGGUUGAGUACUUUAGCCGGCUCUAUCAAUGCAAGCCCGGCGACGGAGAGAAGAAGCUGAAAGACGUUGAACUGCUAGUCAUUUCUGAUCCUCGAGAAGCACUGUUCACUCUCCAGCGUCGGCAUUUGGUGACGUUCCCAUUCUCAAACUUGGUCCUACAUUAUUCUCAACACCAUUCAAUAUCGCUCGAUCCAGAUGUGCUGUACCAUAAGAUAGUGGAAAGAGGACUUGGUGGUUACUGUGUGGAAAACACCGGGCUUUUUUCAAUCGUGCUUCGGACCCUUGGGUUCAAGUUCUACCCUGGAGGAGCAAGGGUUUCAAAGAGUCUAUCUCCUGGACCUGCGAAUGCCGAGUUUCAUGGAUUAUAUACUAAGCGGAGAACAAAGGUGGAUGUUGGAUUUGGGCCCCAGGGACCUACGCAGCCUUUGCUGCUGAAAGAAGAGCAACCAGUUCUACCUGGUGUUGUCCAGAUGAGCUUGAUUCGAAAGAAUCUGAGUAUAAACACUGAUCCAGACCAGCAGCCAUGGCUAUAUCGAUUCCGCAAGGACUCUGACAGCGAGUGGGUGAUGGCUUAUUGUUUCUACGAAAUCGAGUUCACACCUGAAGACUAUGAGAUCAUGAAUUAUUGGACCAGCGUGCAUCCAGCAAGUGGCUUUACCCAGGGGAUCAUCUUUACGAAAUUCACCCUCAACGAAGCAGAGGAUGGUAUCGACGGAGCCUUGAUGCUCCUUAAGAACAUAGUCAAGAGAAACCAAAAGGGAAACGUUGAAAUUCUGAAAACUCUAGAAAGCGAGGAGGAACGCGUUGCUGCGCUGAAAGAUUUCUUUAAUGUACAUCUCCUGCCGAUGGAGAUCCGCGGCAUUCGCGGAAGGAGCACCGAGAUCAAACAAGUCUCCGAUGAUUGA
Messenger RNA from Trichophyton benhamiae CBS 112371, 957 nucleotides. RefSeq names its product N-acetyltransferase family protein, putative. The record is from RefSeq and is a predicted model, not a curated record. The transcript has 2 exons. Bases 1 to 957 code for a protein of 318 amino acids. NCBI's taxonomy places the organism in Eukaryota, Fungi, Ascomycota, Eurotiomycetes, Onygenales, Arthrodermataceae. Gene Ontology annotation, molecular function: acetyltransferase activity.